AUGCUUGCCUACGAACUCCUGGCUAUGGGUAUCUUCUUCGGGACUACCUUGGCCCAACCAACAAAUGCUACGCGAAAAUGGGCCCAAUUCUACGACGACGAUUCCUGCGGUGGUUCCCACGGGCUUUCAGUUAGCCUUAAUAACCCGGGAUGUCUGAACGAGGCCGGAAGAGGCUCCUUUAAACUUCACGGAUACGAUUUCGGGCAAUACUUUUUAAUAUCUAGCCCGGACAACGAUUGCCCAUGUCAAUCCUACUGCACUCGUCUUACGGGCCGCGACAAUGGGUGCUUCAAGUUACAGGGUAACAUGCUUGGUUCAUCUUAUCGUUUUGUUCGCAGGGAGAAUAAACUUUGUCCCCAGAAUCAAUGCUGA
Molecule: messenger RNA, 372 nt
Organism: Penicillium waksmanii
Lineage: Eukaryota; Fungi; Ascomycota; Eurotiomycetes; Eurotiales; Aspergillaceae
Exons: 1
Coding region: 1-372 (123 amino acids)
Source: RefSeq, a predicted model, not a curated record